AUGAAAAUGGCGGCGAGUCAGGGAGGCGGAGGAGCCGUUACGCCUUUGCAAAGCCAGCACUACCCGAGUGGACCUCACUGGAGCCCGGGUGUGCCUCUGCAUCAGCACCAGCUCCACACGGCUCGAAGCCUGGAUCGCGCGCUGGAAGAUGCCGCGUGCUCAGGGAUGUUGAAUCUCAGCGGGAGGAAGCUGAGAGAUUACCCCGGCGCGAGCUAUGACCUUACGGAUACAACGCAGGCAGAUCUGUCAAAGAACAGGUUCACGGAGAUCCCCCCGGAGGUAUGCCUGUUUGCUCCACUGGAGUCCCUCAACCUGUAUCACAACUGCAUCAGAGCCAUUCCAGAGGCCAUUAUCAACCUGCAGAUGCUCACCUACCUGAACAUCAGCCGGAACCUCCUCUCCACGUUGCCAAAGUACUUGUUCGAUCUCCCGCUCAGAGUUCUGGUCCUCAGCAACAACAAGCUGGUCUCAGUCCCUGAGGAAAUCGGAAAGUGCAAAGACCUCAUGGAAUUAGAUAUCAGCUGCAAUGAAAUCCAGGUACUGCCCCCACAGGUUGGGAGGCUCCAUGCCUUACGGGAAUUGAACAUACGCAGGAACUGCCUGCAUGUUCUGCCUGAUGAGCUGGCAGACCUGCCUCUCAUCAGACUGGACUUCUCUUGCAACAAGAUCUCGGAGAUCCCUCCCGCUUUCCGGAGACUACAGCAUCUGCAGGUCAUCAUCCUUGACAACAACCCUAUGCAAUCACCCCCUGCGCAGAUCUGCCUAAAAGGAAAGGUACACAUAUUCAAGUACCUGAACUCCCAAGCAUGCAGGAUGGACAAGAAACCAGACUCGCUUGACCUGAGCAAACGCAGCAUCCCGCAGCCUCUGACAGACAGCAUGGAGGAUUUUUACCACAGUAAGAACCAUGGGCCUGACUCAGGAAUCGGGAGUGACAACGGGGAUAAGAGAUUAUCAACAACAGAGCCCUCCGAUGACGACACAGUCAGCCUCCACUCCCAGGUGUCAGAGACUGCACGGGACCCGGGCCGGGCCGAUGCCCACUCUCUGUUCACCAAGCUGGACUGCAGUAAAGAUCAGGAGGGGUUUGACUUCAUUGACCCCAGCACGGAGGAGGAGGCAGCCCUUUCAGAGGAAGAUAUGCAGCACGGCGCCCGCUAUGUCUCCUGUAUAAAGGAGCUUGAGAAAGUCCUGAGCAAGUCACACCAAAGCGAUGACAAGGAAAGUGGGAAAGAGGAGUCGGGCUCAGAGAAGGAGCAGCCAACAGAGGAAGAGGAAGAGGAAGAGGACGAGCUGAAGGAGGUCCUCGACUUGAGGAAGAUAGCCACCCAGCUGCUGCAGCAGGAGCAGCAGAACAGGUUCCUUAGUCAGUCGGGGAGCAGUGCAAACAGUAAGCAGAGAUCACCAUCUCAGAUUACCAGGAGUGCUUCUUUAGAGGAUAGAAUCCCUGGAGAGGAGGAGGCCUCCAGACAGCACUCCUCCAGCCCAGCCAACGGCUCCCUAACCACCGAGCCAACGGCCUCCGACCCACAGCAGCCUGAGGGACAGCAGGCGAUGCACCAGGGCGAGGACCGCAGGCGAAACAAGUACCUGCGCAAAGACUACCUGAAGUUUAAGUGUUUGACUGCUCGCAGGAGCCUCAGUGGAACAGAGUGUGAGGAAGGAGUGAGCUCUGCAGAUAUCAGCACGGCUUUAACAGUAUUCGGACUGAAGCCAAGAUCAGCAUUCUCCAGAGGAAGCCGGCAGGAGCACGGCGCAGCGGAUCCAGGGUUUACCAUCCGGAGGAAGAUGGAGCAUAUGAGGGAGGAGAUGGAGCAGAUUCAGCUGCUGCGGCAGAAUCUGGAGUCCAGGCUAAAGGUUCUACUUCCAGACGAUGUGGGAGGGGCCUUGAUGGAUGGGGUGGUCCUUUGCCAUCUGGCCAAUCACAUUCGCCCUCGCUCUGUGGCCAGCAUCCACGUCCCCUCCCCGGCAGUGCCUAAGCUGAGCAUGGCGAAAUGCCGCAGGAAUGUGGAGAACUUCCUUGAUGCCUGUAAGAAGCUCGGAGUGCCACAGGAUCGACUGUGCUUACCCCAUCACAUCUUAGAGGAGCGCGGCCUGGUCAAAGUGGGAAUGACCGUCCAGGCUCUGCUGGACCUGCCAACGUUGAGGCCGACACAGCUGUCUGCUGUGUAGCUCUCCCCCACCACUGCUGCAUAGCCCGUCCAACAGCCAGCCACCCACGCUGCUGACCCUGGAUUGGUGUGUCCACUGUGACCCGCCACUGCAAUAACCCAAAUAGUCUGCCCCACACUGCUGACCCCAGAUCAAUGUGCCCACUGUGAUCUGCCGCUCUGUACCCCCCCUCCCACCCCAAGAAAAUCUGCACAACAUUGCUGACCCCAAGUCAGUGUGUCUACUGUGACCUGCCACUACAUACACCCCACAGUCUGUCCCACACAGCUGACCCUGGAUCAAUGUGUCUACUCCAGUGUGCCCCUUGAUACCCCUCACAUGCGUCCACAGUCUCGAGUGCAACUCCUGACCCCAGAUCUGUCCAUCUCUCAUCUGUGUAUGGAGGGUGUGGAUACGGCUGGACCUUUGGCGAGCCGAUUGAGGUGGGAGAGUAAAACGCUCCUCAUGUAUGAAAUCAGGCCUGGACAGCCUCCUCCUGAACAUGUCCCAUCCAUUGACUCAAACCAAGGGGGGGUAUGUGGGCCAGUGGCUUUCACUUCAAACCUAAUUUCACUCUGUGACCUGGGAAACAAAGCAGCUGUUUCCUCAAAUAACACUGACCAGCGCAAGCUUUCAGAUGGCAGUCUGGACUAGCACUCAGAACGCCAUACUGGGG
Megalops cyprinoides (Indo-Pacific tarpon) is the source of this 2827-nucleotide messenger RNA. Its product is annotated as leucine-rich repeat and calponin homology domain-containing protein 2-like. Gene Ontology annotation, molecular function: protein binding. The transcript is spliced from 20 exons. The record is from RefSeq and is a predicted model, not a curated record. NCBI's taxonomy places the organism in Eukaryota, Metazoa, Chordata, Actinopteri, Elopiformes, Megalopidae. The coding region runs from base 1 to 2172 and encodes 723 amino acids.